ACGAGUGGUUUGGGUCGACUUCUUGGUUUAGAUAAGAACGAGUGCUGAGAAGAAAAUUUGAAUGUUUCUUAAUUAAUUUGUUCACUUAAUCUGGGCUCCUCAGCUCAAUUUUUUUGAGCACCCCCUACUGUCCCUGUAGUGCAGCCAGUGCAUACUGGAGAUUAUGUGUGUGUUUUUUUUCUUCUCUGGAUUGAUUCCACACCUGUCUAUGUCAGUCAAGGGAAAAGCUGGGCUGGCACAGCAAUAACAGAGAUAGGAAGUCAUACAACGGCAGGCCAUGAUGAGAACCGUUCUGUUGACGGCGUCCUUGCUUUGCUUCAUUUUUCAAGAAUGUUGUGGCCGGAACGAAGAGGAGCGCCUCAUCAAUUAUCUUUUUAAGGAGCGUGGCUACAACAAAGAGCUUCGGCCGGUCCAAAAUAAAGAUGAAACUGUAGAUAUUUACCUGGCUCUGACACUUUCUAAUCUCAUUUCCUUGAAAGAAGUUGAUGAAACAUUGCUUACAAAUGUGUGGAUGGAGCAUGGCUGGAAAGAUCAUAGGCUUACCUGGAAUGAAUCAGAGUAUGACAUUCCUGUCCUGCGUCUACCACCAAGUAUGGUGUGGUUACCAGAAAUUGUUCUUGAAAACAACAACGAUGCCCAGUUCCAGGUGGCCUAUUACUGUAAUGUGCUGAUUUAUUCCAGUGGAGAUAUGUACUGGUUGCCUCCAGCUAUAUUUCGGAGCUCCUGCUCUAUAAAUGUCAACUACUUUCCUUUUGAUUGGCAGAACUGCUCACUAAAGUUCAGCUCAUUAACUUACAACGCUAAAGAGAUUAGCUUAAAUCUGAAAAUGGAGCAGGAAAAUACAACGUACUACAAGGUGGAGUGGAUCAUCAUUGAUCCUGAAGGAUUCACAGAAAAUGGUGAGUGGGAAAUCGUCCACAAGCCUGCCAGGAGGAACAUUUAUAAAAGCAUCCCGAAGGAAAGCAACAAGCACCAGGAUAUCACCUUUUACCUCAUCAUUAAGCGUAAACCGCUGUUCUACAUCGUCAACAUAAUCAUUCCCUGUGUGCUCAUCUCUUUCUUGGCCUCGCUAGUCUAUUACCUGCCUGCUGACAGUGGAGAGAAGAUGACAUUGUCCAUCUCUGUGCUUCUGGCUCAGUCUGUGUUUCUGCUGCUGAUUUCACAGCGUCUGCCUGAGACGUCUAUGGCUGUUCCUUUAAUUGUCAAGUAUCUGAUGUUUAUCAUGGUGUUGGUCACUGUGGUGGUGUUGAAUUGCGUCAUUGUGUUGAACCUGCAUUUUCGGACGCCCAGCACACACAUCAUGACAGAAUGGACCAAAGAGUUCUUUUUGGAGCGUCUUCCUCGUCUCCUGCACAUGUCCCUUCCAGCCGAAGACCAACCCAGCCCAGAAUCGGCGCUGCCCCGGCGCUCCAGCUCAUUGGGAUACAUCGCCCAGGCUGAGGAGUAUUACAGUGUUAAAUCCCGCAGCGAGCUGAUGUUCGAGAAGCAGUCGGAGAGGCAUGGUUUGGCCGCUCGUCCCACUCCUAAAGCCACGUACACAUCCAGUAAUGACUCCGAGGUGUCGGAACAGCUGUACAAUGAGAUGAAGCCAGCUGUAGAAGGAGCCAAUUACAUUGUUAAGCACAUGCACGACAAAAAUGACUAUAAUGAGGAAAAGGACAACUGGAGCGGGAUUGCCAGGACUGUGGACAGACUCUGCUUCUACGUGGUCACUCCAGUUAUGAUGAUAGGAACCAUUUGCAUCUUCCUGAUGGCCAAUUACAAUCAGCCACCAGCGUUGCCUUUCCAGGGAGACCCCUUCUCCUAUACUGAAGAAAACAGGCGCUAUUUGUGACAUUUCAUAAUAACACAGAAAUAGCAUAAAGCAUAUUCCGACAGCAAUAUAAAGCAUGAAUAUGAAUUAUCCUCCAUUUGUGCUGUUUAUGCAGGCUUGAUUACUAAUAUUAUGUACGUAUGUUUAAUAAGUGUGCUGUGAGAAGAGGCAAUAAAGUAAUAUUGCCUUC
Messenger RNA from Danio aesculapii, 2003 nucleotides. RefSeq names its product cholinergic receptor, nicotinic, delta (muscle) (gene chrnd). Gene Ontology annotation, cellular component: neuron projection; postsynaptic membrane; synapse. The coding region runs from base 278 to 1834 and encodes 518 amino acids. The transcript is spliced from 12 exons. The record is from RefSeq and is a predicted model, not a curated record. Gene Ontology annotation, biological process: nervous system process; chemical synaptic transmission; signal transduction. Gene Ontology annotation, molecular function: acetylcholine-gated monoatomic cation-selective channel activity; transmembrane signaling receptor activity. Lineage: Eukaryota; Metazoa; Chordata; Actinopteri; Cypriniformes; Danionidae.